Messenger RNA from Helicoverpa armigera (cotton bollworm), 5155 nucleotides. Its product is annotated as protein madd-4-like. Bases 218 to 4057 code for a protein of 1279 amino acids. Lineage: Eukaryota; Metazoa; Arthropoda; Insecta; Lepidoptera; Noctuidae. The transcript is spliced from 31 exons. The record is from RefSeq and is a predicted model, not a curated record. Gene Ontology annotation, biological process: extracellular matrix organization.
AAUUUGAAGUGCAGUGAUUUUUUUUGAGGAGACGCAAGUGUUGUGGAUUUUUUGACGUUUGAAUUUUUUUUGGGAUACGUUCCUGUUUUUUUUUGGUAUCAGCUGCCGAGUGACCUUGACUCUUCCAAUCAAUGUAAUCUGGCGAACAAGUGCGGAUUAAACGUGCAAAUGACUUAGAGGCGUAUAAUGUCAUGUGAGGAGAAGAUCGCGUGACACCAUGGUGAUACGGUGCUUAUUGCUCGUGCUUUUGUGUGCGAUACCGCACAUAAUAUGUGGUCACCGGCAUGGACACGACAUAUCGACUGAGGACCCGGAGACCAUUGAGCAGCAUCACGACAACACCACGCAUCAUGGCAAGGACCGCGGCGGCUGGUCACAGUGGAGCGAGUGGUCGCUCUGCUCCAGGACGUGCGACGGUGGCGUGUCGCGUCAGCUCAGGACCUGUGCCUCCCCGGCCGGGUGUAGGGGCGAGCCCGUGCGGUACAAGAUUUGUAAUAUGCAGCCCUGUCGCGGCAACAUAUCCCUACUAGAAGAGGACAUCUGGCGGGAACAGCAGUGCGGCGCCCACGACGACACCCCCUACGGGGGGGAGUUGUUCCACUGGCGAGCGCACCGUGAUGACGCGGAGCCCUGCGCUCUCACGUGUCGGGGGACUCCGCAGCACUCGGGCCAGAGUCCUGAACCGACGGUAGCCCUGGAUGACGAGGAUCGCGUGGUGGUGGCGGUGCUCGCAGCCAGGGUAUCUGACGGCACCAGGUGUCGCCCCGGCAGUCUAGAUAUGUGCAUCGACGGCAGAUGUCAGCGAGUCGGCUGCGACCUGCGAGUGGGGUCAACUCGUCGCGUGGAUGAGUGUGGGGUCUGUGGUGGUGAUGGGUCAUCCUGCUCCAGACCCCGGUACCAUUGGCUGGCAACGCCGGGGUCAUUGUGUUCCGCUACUUGCGGGGGAGGUUACAAAAUGUCACUCGCAGUCUGCCGGGAUCGACUUACCGGGUCGGAUGCACCCGAGCAACUAUGUGAUGCAUCUAGCAAGCCGCAAGCAUCUGUAGUGCGGUGUAACACCCAUCCUUGUCCUUUCAAAUGGUAUGUGGGCGAGUGGUCGUCAUGCAGCGCCACGUGCGGCGGCGGCGUGCGCACGCGCCGGGUGCUGUGCGCGCGCUCCGCCAACGUCACCAAGACUGAUACUUAUGAACCUGGUGCAAACGCAGAGCCGGGUUGCGUGUCUCCCGCGCCGCGGUCAACACAGCCCUGCAAUCAACACGACUGUCCCGUCUGGGUGGCUGGACCAUGGUCAGGGUGCUCAGUAUCCUGUGGCGAAGGAGUGCAAGUCCGAGGAGUCGAGUGCACCCCAUCAGGAGGUGGAUGCGACCCUGCCACUAGGCCGGAGAUAUCCAGACCUUGUUCUACUGGCAUCAGCUGUCCAGCUUAUAGGGAGGCUGAUGAGCCUGAGGAUGAAAUUGAAGACCUGCUCCCCGGUGUGGUAUACCACACCCAGCCUCUCAUACAACCGUAUCCUCUGCCUCAAGCCAAGGCCGAGAGGCUUAUAGGAGAACCCGACGUGCCAGUGGAAGCCACCUACAUCAAAGAUGAUGACUGGGGCCCCUGCAGCGUCACCUGCGGCGAAGGUUGGAGAAAGAAGGAAGUCCACUGCAAAAUCUUCCUGGAAUUCAGCAGAACUAUUGCCAAGUUACCUGACAGCAAGUGCUUGGGUCCCAAACCUGCUGAGGAUACGGAGAGAUGUGUCAUGGAACCAUGUUCUAUGGCCUAUGGAACUUCUUUUGGAGAUUCCAGUGUGCCUUCUUAUGGUGGUGGUGAUAGCAGACUGCUUACCUUUGGAACUUCGAGUAACAUCAGGGUAGCACCAGGGUCACCAGGGAAAUCCUACUCUUGGAAGGAAAAGGGAUACACGAGCUGCAGUGCCUCAUGCCUUAGUGGAGUUCAGGAACUGAUCAUCCAGUGUGUAAGAGAUGAAGAUGGCAAGAACGCCUCCCCAUACAUGUGUGAUCCACUCACCAAACCUGAGAACAGGGUCAGGACCUGCAAUGACCAUCCUUGCCCACCCAGAUGGAACUACACGGAGUUCUCGCAGUGCACCAAGUCUUGCGGCAUUGGGAUACAAACCCGAGAGGUCACUUGUAUACACGAGGUGACACGAGGUGGUACAAACACAGUGGUGGUACCAAACAGCAUGUGUCCACAACCGCCCCCACCAGACCGGCAGUACUGCAAUGUACUCGACUGCCCCGUCAGGUGGCAUUCCGGAGAAUGGUCCAAGUGCUCCAAGACUUGUGGAGGAGGGAUAAAACAGAGAGACGUGGAAUGCAAACAAAUAAUGGCCCAAUCCCACGUGGUGGAGAGACCAGCCUCGCUCUGCAGUUCACCCCGGCCGGCGAGCACCAAGUCCUGCAACUCCAGACCCUGUCUGCUAGACACGGCUUCACCAGAGAUAUCGCUGGCUAACAGCUCGUAUAUACAGCAUGACCCUAAGAAGAAAAAGGUGACAGUAAAGGUAGGAGGGUCGGCAACAAUAUUCUAUGGUACUCAAGUCAAAAUCAAAUGUCCAGUGAAAGGGUACAAUAGGACCAAAAUACAAUGGGCCAAGGACCAUCAGAUCAUUAGCAAGUCCAAGAAGUAUAAGAUUUCCAGGAAGGGUGCCCUCCGCAUAAACUCCCUCUCACUCCGAGACCACGGAGUCUACACCUGCGUGGCCGGGAGGUCCAGUGCUAACCUCACGCUGCUCGUCAAGCCAAGACCUGGAGAGUUCCCCUCCAGCGAGGAGAUCGAAAGACAUAAGGCACUGGAUGAACCGUCCUCACCGCUGUCUGAUAGCAGAGCGGACGGUCGCUAUAGAGCCAUGAUCGGCUCUGAUGACCAGUCGCAUGAACAGCGCCCGGGGGACUCCAGGAAGAACUAUAAGAAUAGGCAGAAAGGUAAAAUCGACAAAGUUCGAGACGCUCUCUAUGGCAACACAGCUACCACGAGUACUAAAGCAUCGCCCAGCUUCAACUCGCAAGAACGAGAUAUGUAUGAUGAACACGAGAAGAGUGCCGUAUCCUCCCAGAUGUUACCGCCCAAGCGAAGCAGUGCCUCCCGGCUACUGCCCUGCCUCCAUUAUAUUGUAAUGCAGCUUCAGAUGUUUUGGAAUUUCCAGGGUCUUGGCAACUCGAGGGGUCAACGGACCGUUGACUCCAUCAUCAUGUACCAAAACUAUGGGGUUCCCGCCAAAACUCACGUUUUCAAUAUGGAGGACAAGCAGAUUGUGGUCCCAGAAGACGAUGACUCUGAUAUCAUUAUUGUUAAUGAAGAUUAUAAUAGAAAUGUUAUACCUGUUGAGAGUCUUAAAGAUUUUGGGGAAACCACUACGGAGCGAAGGCUAGAAGCUGUGGAUGCUCACGAAUACGUGUGGAUGACCACUGACUGGUCCCCUUGCAGUGCACUCUGUGGUCAAACUGGCCAUCAAGUCAGAGGGGCUGUUUGUCAGCACAAGACAGAAAACAGCACCAUAACAGUGGAGACUGAGGAGUGUCUGUCUCGAGGAGCCGCCGGACCCCGCGUGCUGAGGGAGUGCUCGGGACAGCGCUGCGCCGGCUGGCGGGCCGCGCCCUGGUCUGCUCCCAAGUGUCUUAGUACUGGAGCUGCCAUCAUCAGGCGUCGCGUGGAAUGCGUGUCGGAGAACGGCACGACACUGCUGGAGACGUCGUGUGAUGUCACCACACGGCCAGAGAAGGUCAGGAAUGACGCCAGCCCUUGCAGAGCCACGUGGGCUGUUGGACCUUGGAGUAAGUGCGUAGGCGCAUGCUCAUCGGUGGGCCGACAGCACCGCGCGCUGCGGUGCGUAUGGCGGGCUGCGGGCGCGAGGCGUCGCAAGGAGCGCAGUGCGGCGACCGCGUGCGAGGGCCUCAAGCGCCCCGGAGUCACGAGGCCCUGUCAGGUGCACGCGUGUCUUCAUAAAGAUGGCACCUGUCGGGACAGUUCCCGGUUCUGCGAGAACGUAAGAGCGAUGAACAUGUGCGCUCUCAAACGCUAUAGAGAGCAAUGCUGCAAAACUUGCUCCGAUUGAACGGAACGCAACGAGUUCGUAAUUAGAACGCUCUCGUUUCAAAUAGCGCGCGAAUCUGAGUGACAGGGAUUCGAAAAUGGAAUGACAAGUUCGUUUUUUUUUUCUCAAUAUGGCUGACGGUCUUAGGGAGGAAUUUUAAAAAGAAGAAAUAAAACAGACUUUAAUAAUAUAACUAAAACCUUCUCCUAAAAAUACUAUGUUAGAAACCGUUUGGUUUGCUCAAACGUAAGAUAAUACUACAUACAUACAUACCUACGGGUCAAACUGACAACCUCCUUUUUGAAGUCGGUAAAAAAUUAGAGUAAACAACAAAUUAAAUAACUCCAAUGUUAAAUUACAAGCAAACCUAAACCAACACUAAUCCUAUUACUAAUUUGACAGUUCGAAAUAAUUGCAUUAUACUCCGUACUGCUCUAGCAAACACAGUUAAAGUAGAUGGAACACUAAUUUCGCCAUUUCCAACCAAAAUCAACGCUAUUGUUUAAGAUAAUUAUAAUUCGGAAUUCAACUACAGAUAGUGCAAUAUUUCACGAGCUCGAUUCAAACUACUGAAUUAUUAAUAAGUGGAAUGUUGUCAUCCAGCGAGGCGCUUUUCGAAUUCAAACGGGUUCCAUUGUGGAUUGGCGGCCAUUUGCAAUAUCCCACUAAUCCUGUCAUUUACGUUAUUAAAUUAAAUUGGUAAAUAAAUAUAUAAUUCUACAAUGAUAAUAGCUUAUUUGUUCGUUUCCUUGACGGAUUUUUCACAUGCUAAAUAAAUUCAGCUGUUUAUCAGAGGUCUCAAAUACGGUCAAAAGUACUUAAUUAAAUACAACUAUUUGAGGAAAAAUAUUAAAAUGCAGUCUGAAAGUGUUUCUUUUCUAAAUUGUCUGAAAAAAAAACGUAGUAAAAUUUUCAGAAGUAAAGAAAAAUAAAAAACAAAGUCUUGUAGAUUGAACUGCGAACGAAUGAAUGGAAUUCUCCGUCACUCAGAUUUGAAUGAACGCUUUCCAGUGACAUUCGGAAUGAACUUUUUAAUAAUGGGUAAGGACAGAUUGUGAAGUGAUGUAACGGAAUGCUGUUUGUUUUUUUUUAAACCUACAAAAUGAGUAAGAUUGUCAC